AUGGCCACUCAGCGGCCCCUUUCGGUAUUAUCCAUCAAUACGAGCCACAGUGACAUUACUCGAAGAAACAGCGCAUCCUUAAUUCAUCGCCCAAAUUCAACUGUACACAGCAUGAGCCAUGAGGAACUGACAUCCAAGAUUGCAGAUAGUUUCCAAGAGUUUUCAAACAUGCUUUCACAGUUAUCAUCAUGCAAGUCAAACAUUGCUCCGUCGCCAAUGACUCCUCCUCUCGUUCCACCUGUGGCUCAUCCCAAGAGUGCCCCACGAAAGCAAGUAUGUAACCAUGCGGAACCACCUUUGUCUCCGCCUACCACUAUCAUUGGUCAGAAUCAAAGCAAGGGCCAACUCAAGGGUAAAGUGAGAGCGAAAGAAACGCUGCGAAAAGAAGAGAAUGACAGUAAUAAAAGCAAUAAUGGUAACAACAACAUCGUCAGUAGCAAUAGUAGCAGUAGUACUAGCGGUAUCGGAAGUCAUAAUAACAAUAAUGAAGACCCGACAUGCUUUGAAAAGGUGAAUGUACUAUUAUUAAAUGGAAUGCAUAAUGUAGAAAGCGAGCAACCGUGUCAUGUUAUUGCCAAGUGUUUAACCAUUGCUAGCAGCAACGGACGGGCAGAUAUACUUGAAAAGAUGCUUGAACGCAACGUCGACUUAAACUGCACAGACAAUGAAACAUCCGGCAUCACUCCGCUCAUGUAUGCAGCCUAUUUUGGAAGAAUUAAUUGCCUACAUCUGUUGCUGCAGCACUCCUCGAUCGAGGUGAAUAAACAGGAUAAGAACGGCUGGACUGCCCUGACGUGGGCUGUAAGCGGAAGCCAAGCUGAAGCUGUACAGCUGCUAUUACAACACGGUGCAAAGGCAAUAAAGACAAAAAGUGGGAGGUCGCUCUUGGAGUUCCCAACCUGUGAGGCUAUAAAAGACCUCAUUGGUUCUCCGCCUCCUGCAGCCAAGAUCACUGAACAUCCUCCGAUUGAGCAGAAGAAAGUCGACAAUCAAGCAGAAUCGACAGAGAUAGACCUUUAUUACCAAACACCUGUUGAUGGUUACAAUCAUUUCGCAAACUUUUCGCCCAAGCUAUCCAGUCAAGAAAAGGACAUAGAUGUGAUUCAAGACAACGAUGGGUGGGAGUCAUCCGUGCUUAAAUCAACAGUGACAUUCGACUGGAGUCGCUGCUUACCUGACCAGAUGCUUGUUUUCACUGGUGCCCAGGUACCUUUGAUUAUGGACCAAGUCUUUGGUGUCACAAGUGAUACCAUCCGGUCCCUUUCUCGUCAACACUCACUCAGCAACGAACUAUGGGCACCUGCCAACACGUUGUUUUUAUGCGCCCGGUUUGCGCAUUACUGCUCCAGUCGUGAGUUGCUCUCCUCACUUUUGGAUGCGGCGACAAACAGAUUGUCAAAGGUGACAAAGAGUGCAAGUCGCGAUACCCACAGCCUGUGUUUCUGGAUAGCCAAUACCUGUCAACUUGUCAGCUAUUUGAAGAAAGACACGGGUCUGUCCAUCGUCACAGAGGACACUCAAGAAGUAUUUUCCAAGUCCAUUGCUGAGGCAUAUACCCUCUUUGUAACAGAAUCUCAAAAGAUGAUGGAAAAGAUGCUUGUGCCUACACUGAUGGAAUAUGAUCCUAUUCAAGAAUACGUUGAAUACGCUGACGACUGGCAGAGAUUUUUCUUUCGAAGGAAUAGCAGCAGCACAAUCACUGUAGAGCCUACGAAUCAAGCAUCCCCUCAGACCAUGACACAUCUACUAGGCCACCUGCAAUACGUACUUCAAUCGUACCACGUUCCAGCUGCUAUUGUCAUUCAAGCCAUGGCACAGUUCUUUUAUUAUCUAUCUUGCGAACUGUUUAAUCGAAUAUUAAGUAAUCGAAAGUACCUCUGUCGCUCAAAGGCGCUUCAAAUACGACUCAAUCUGUCCACGCUGGAAGAAUGGGUGAGGGAUCAUAAGCUGCCAUCAAGUUUGAACCAUGCUUUUGAUCCUGUCGUGCAGCUUUUGCAGCUACUGCAGUGCUUGACACAGAUGACAGAUAUAGAAACAUUCACAUCAACAGUAAGUACAUUUGACAAACUCAACCCCUUGCAAGUCAAAAGGUGUGUGCAAAAGUACCGGUACGAGGUCAAUGAACCUAAACUCCCAGAGUGUAUUGAGCAACUUGCGGUUCAGAUGGCUGCUUCCUUGCCAGAGAACAAGAGCAGAAGAAGUUUAAACCUGAGUGAUAGUAAGCGGUCAAGUAUAUCAAGUUUAAACUCUCUCAUCACACCCAAGAGCAAGAGAGCUUCUAUAUCAGAGCUGGAAGAUGACGAUCUGGAUGCUGACGAGGAAGAAGGUGAGACACGGAAUUCAAAGUACCUCUUGCCGUUUUCUGUCUUUAGUACAACCGCAUUAUUGCAGAAUUGGACAGAAGAAAAACAGAAACGGUUGGUGCAUCAUAGUUAUUCAGAGGCAAUUUAUCGAGAAAUCAAGCUGAAAAAAUUGGAGACGCUUGACUUGCUGGAUAAAAUAAUGCCUUCGCUUCCUGAUGAAUGGUUAUCGAGUCUUGAUAGAAAGCUACGUAGAAUGUCAGCAAAGUAA
Molecule: messenger RNA, 2571 nt
Organism: Rhizopus microsporus ATCC 52813
Lineage: Eukaryota; Fungi; Mucoromycota; Mucoromycetes; Mucorales; Rhizopodaceae
Exons: 3
Coding region: 1-2571 (856 amino acids)
Molecular function (GO): GTPase binding
Source: RefSeq, a predicted model, not a curated record